Messenger RNA from Monomorium pharaonis (pharaoh ant), 8732 nucleotides. RefSeq lists its product as uncharacterized. The record is from RefSeq and is a predicted model, not a curated record. The transcript has 13 exons. Bases 2306 to 8104 code for a protein of 1932 amino acids. Lineage: Eukaryota; Metazoa; Arthropoda; Insecta; Hymenoptera; Formicidae.
AUAUUAUUGUCAUUUCUUGAUAAUUAUAUGAUUAGAAACAUUAAUACAAAAAAAUAAUCUUAGUUAUAUAAAAUUUCUAGAAAAUCCUAGAAUUUUCUGGAAAUUUUUAAAUAAAAUUUUGAAUACAAUCGCUAUCCUUUAAUUCUUUGAUCAGGCUUCUUAUAAAAUUCAUAUACGGAAUGAUGAUCGAGUUCCUAGAAAUUACGCUACAAGUCAUCGGUUUUUACACGAAAUUUGGCAUUUGAAAUCUUUAUAUCAUUUCUUAUCAUUUCUAUAUUUCAAAAUUUUUCCAAGUUGUGGUAUAAUUUCAUAACAUUUUAAACAAUUUUUCAUAGAUUUUUUAAUCUAAAUUCUUGUACAAAUUAUCAAUAAGAUUCUUUUUCACUAGAACGGCGUUGAAGAACUCGUUAAAUCGCAGUUAUUCCCCCCCUUUCAAAACUCGAAGCAACAGUUUGACAUCCCGCCGAGCGGCUCUCGAGCCGCCGCUCUCGCGAGAAGGAGAUCUUAUUCUACAUUCUCCUAAUGGACCCACAAUUCUUAGCGAUCGCGAGGUUCUCUCGCCGUAGGGUUCUAUCGCGCGGCGAAAGUAGCACGGGGCGAGCUUUAUGAUCGGUAGCGUCAUUCCGCGGCGCUUAUAAAUAAGGACCGCACGGUCUCUCGCGCCUUUCCACCGUCUUCCCGUCUAUUUUCGACGGGAACAGGAAGAGCGCUCUCGCACGCGAGCGGUCGCGCAUGCCCGCCUACUCCCGUCUCUCGACGCGGCGGCGGCGUCGCGACGCCUUUGCAACUCGUGCGUGUACUCAAUACACGCACACGGGCAUCCGCCGUAAAUACGUACGGCGAAUGCUCGUCACCGAAAAUAAUUCGGCGCGCUAUCGCCGAAGUCUCGAAGCGCGCGGCGCCCGACGAGCUUCUCGCGCUCUCUCGCGCGGCGAAGAGGCGACCUCGCGAGGUCGCGCGAACGGAUUCCCGUCGCCUCGCAGAGGCGAGGGCGAAAAGGCGAUCGAGAGUGCGCCGGGAACGCGAAUCUGUGGUUUCCUCUCCCGCGUCGGUGAUCCAAAUACUAAAAUAAUAAGAGGGAAGGAAGGCGCGUCGUUCUCGCGUUUGGACGUAAUCGCGAAGCACCGAUUAAUCGAAACGCUCCGUCGAGAGUCUUUCAAUACCCUGGUUACCAAACCAUUGGUGUACUGGUGAAUGGUGAAGAAGUAGCGUAAUUCCAGUUUGUGUCGGAAACAAAAAGACUUGGCAAUUUUGUAAGGAAGAACUUGGAAAAUAUAAUUUAAGAGUAAAAAUAAAAAAGUAGGAAUAUUCAGGAUGCAACAUCGUUUUCCUCUUCCUAUCCGGAUGAACUGGCGUGGAAGACGUUCAGGCGGUUCGUAACAAAGGAGUCGUGCUCCGCGGAAAACAAAGAGAUACUUAAAUAGGCGACACUCGACAUAUCGCAGCAAGUGUUUCACGCUACGAUGAGAGCUGGUGAAUCGUUCUUUUAAAUACAUCGAACCACGUUCGUUCGAGACAGAAAGGAAACUAGAAUAAAGAAGAAACUUGAUGAAGUAAUCAUAUAUGAAGAUUGUAGAUGGCGAUCGAGGGUCUCAGCGCCAGAUAAAUAAAUAGAGAAAUUGACAUUUGUUCUUUUGUACUUUUUGUGCUUUUCCGGUUCUUACGGUGCAAGAAGAAAAGUGCGGAGAAACGACUUUAGAGUGCACAUUCGCGCCCAUUACCGCAGGCGCGCGUUCUCGCUUCCCAUAAUAUUUAUACGAUCGGAUGUUUACGGGAGGAAUCAACACUUCGCUUGUACCAUCAAUUUAUAGAUCGCAUUUCCGUUUACCGGAGCAUACAGAAACAAAUCCGACAAGGAACAUUUAUUAUGGUACAAACAUUUGGACAAAGGUAUUCGGACCUCUUCCAAAUACCAGUGGCAUAAAAGAAUCUUUUAAAAUCGAAGAAGCUCGAUACGCGCGUAAUGGUGAUGAAAUAAAGAAAAUCACCUUAAUAAAAUCGAAACUUUGAUCUUCCCUUUUCGGCUAAAGCAGAAUAUAAAAUGAAAUUAUAUAAUAAAUUAGAACAAUAAAAGCGUUUGAAUCGGAGAAGAUAUUCGACAGACAUCAAAGUCGCUGGAAUUUUAUGGACAGCAUAACCGCACGUAACGACGACAAGUUACGGCGCCGUCGUUUCGGUAAAACCGCAUAAAAGAUGACAGCGUCGUUAAACUGCCAUGAUUGUCGUUCGUUAAAUAUCGCCCGUCACGGAGUUCCGCGGAGUGUCUAGAUCUCGCGCGUCAUCCCCGCUCAGCAGAUCGUGUCCGAUGGCGAAGGAUAAUGCCCGGCCGGCCGAGGAAUCCGGUGCGUACGAGGCCGAGAGGAAGACCGGUGACAGGUCGGCGAGCCGGUCGCGAGAUCAAAGAGGAGGCCCCAGGGUCAAGGACAAGCUCGAGGAGGGUCGGCUUCCGACCCCGCCCCCGGAUCCUCAGUGUUGCCCGCCGGUCGCGCGGGAUCAUCGCUCGGCGGUGACGUCGGCCCGCGCCGGAGGACCGGAAGACGAGGAGGAGGAUCUCGCGGCCUACCUCGGCGAGCUCGGCGCGUCGCCGUUCGAGGGCCACUCGUUCGACUACGACACCACCCCGAACUCUAUGACCUCGGCGACGGGGGGCGACGCGACCCCGCACUUCACCGAGGAGGCGUUCGAGCACCUGGACCGGCUGUGCGCGCUGACGGAGCAGAUCCUGGAGCUGCGUACGCGCAGCUCCGAGCACUUCCGGCGCGUGCGGAACCUGGAGCGCGUGAAGGUGCAGCGGAACGCCGACCGGCGGCUGGAGAUCGCUCUGGCGAACGGCGAGGAGCUGCAUCAUGACUUCCUCGACGAGGACACCGGCUUCGCGGAGUCGUUGCUGGACGCGAUGCUCUCCAACUGCCGGGACGUCGCGUCCUCGACGCCGAGGAGGAGCGAGCGUUCGAGCGUCAUGCGAUCGUCGGCGUCGUCGUCGUCGUCGUCGAGACAGCGAAGCCGAUCGCUCGUGCCGGCCGAGCAGAAUCUCGGCUCGCGUCUCGUCGAGCGAACGGGCGAGGCGGACAAGCGCGACGUCAGGAACGCGAGCCGCAACGGUGGCCCGAAGGUGAGCAAGUGGACCAGGGUGAAGGCGGCCUUCAGGUGGGAGCGCGCGUGCACCAACGAUCUCGCGGACAUCGCGGAAUCGGACACGCCGGCGAUCACGUCGUCGUCGCCGCCGACGACGACGAGGUACCUGCGUAUCCCGGACGCGACCACCGCCGGAAGCUGGAGCACCGGAUCGGCGCUGUCGCCCUGCACCAGCGAAGUCUCCAGCCCGUCCACGCCGAUCGGUAGAGUGUCGUCCGCGUCGUCGUCCAACGACGAGGUGUUUGACGAUUCGCGCAAAAAUAUCAUGAACUAUCCGGACCGACAAUCACCUUUCAUGAAGGAUGAUAAAAAAAAGGACGAUUCAGAUCGGUAUGGUCGAUUGCUCGAUCGCGACACUUCCGUCACGGAGAGUGCUGAUUCCAUAGAAUUUUCUAGUGAGGCAAACCGCGUUAAACCACUGAUUCGCAUUAUAUCGGACGCGGACGCGACAAUGCACGCUGCAGGCGGAAGCGGGAAAGAGCCGGAAGCGUCGCCGGCGAAGAGACCGAUGCCGACUCUGACGAUCACGAUACCGUCGAACGAGGAGGAAAUGAGAAGUCUGUCAUCCCCGGAAUCGAUGUCUCCUCUUCCGUCGAGCGCGCAGGAUUCCGGCGGAAGCUCGCCGCAACGUCCCAGAGUGCGGCCGGACGUUUUGAGCCUGAAGGAAUUCAAACGACAGUAUUCGACGAUCGAGGAAGCGGUAACGCCAACGCCAAAGAUACAACAGCAGCAAGAUUCGAAAUGGAACAAGGUCAGGCGCGCCUUUCUGACAAACUCCACCUUCAGCGUUCCACCGAGCCCGAUUAGAGCGGCCGCGGCGCAAUCGUUCGCGAACGAUGAUACGCGCCGAGCUCGCAGCUGUAGCGAAAGCGUCGAGGAUCUCGGUAAAACCGUUGCAGGUACCAACAGUAAUAACAACAACGACAACAACAACGGCAGCUAUCGUCGGGAGGCACGCAGGGAUUACCAGGCGCUGCGGGAGAAGUUCGGCGCCGAGUUUCAGCGGAAGCUGAUCGAGUGGGAGCGACUGAAGGGCCCGCAGAACGCCGUACGGAACGGGCUGCCGUUGAACGAGGAGCGGCUCGCGCCCGAGUUCCGGAAGAAGCUGCAGGACUGGAAACGUGCGAAGAAGGGUCGCCGGUCCAGCGUGGCCAUCGAGCAGCAGCGGGUCAGCCGCCGACGGUUGACCGACUGGCAGCUCUGGCGCACCUCCUCGAAGCCCGAGUCCAGGUGUUACGGCAAAAAUCAGAGCUCGAUCGGCUCGCGCGGCAGCUGCGCGAGCAUCGGCAGCGCGGGCAGCUUCGGCAGCGACGGGAAGCAGCAUCUCUGCGAGGAUUUCAUCAAGAGGAUGGAGGCGUGGAGGAGGAUGAGCGAGGCCGCGUGUCGAGGCGGCGAGAGACCGAAAUCGCCGACGACUAAUCGCGUCGCCGUGUCUGAGAUCGACGAAACGGAGUUUCUCGCUCUGGAAAAGCUCCUUCUGCUGUUCGGCCAGAGGACCAGGAAGGAACUGCGAGAGAGUGACGCGAGGCAGCUGAACGAUUGCUUCGAUGGCGAUUCGAGAUUCAUGGCUGCAUCUCGAGGCGUAAACUGCGGCAACGAAGUGUUGAUUCGCACGUCCGUCGGCUCCUACCGUUUCGAGGGUAUAUCUCGAGAAUUUACGAGGAAGCUGUACGACUGGGAGAAAUACCGCGGGAUAUCGCCGAGGUCCUCCACGUUCCGCCUCUUGGCCCCGGGCUAUACGCCAUUCAAGCAAGACUCGAACGGAGCUACACUGGCAGAGACAAGUACGACGAGCAAGAGUCACGCAUUCCACUGGACCCUAAAGCGAUCCAAGUCCGACGGCAGCGUCUUCGAAGGUAGCCUUCGUGACGAAUCGUUCACCCUACGUCGCUCCGCGAGUCUCCAAUCUCUCACCUCCGCAGACAAGCUUGAGGACGACACUCGGAUGGACGUCUUACCGGUAUCCAAUAAUGCACAGAGGAUCAAAGAUCCCGAGGACACGGCGGUGGAAGACUCCGAGCCCGAGGCGAUGAUCGUCGACAUCGAGGACGUUAUCGAGGAGACCGCCAGCCCCUUGACGGGGGUGCAACCCCAUCAGACGCCGGUGUACUCCGUCGCGGCCAGCGAGACCACCAGCAUCGCCGUGCCUCUGGGCACAGUCACCUCGAGCCACGAGCCCUCGCCGGUGUUUUUGGUUAAAGCCGAGGAGGACGAAGUCUGCGAACGAUGGAACGGCGGGAAGCACGGCCCAAGGGAAGCCUUCUCGAACGAGAACAGCCCGAGUCCGGAAUAUUUUCCGGUAUCCGAGGACUGGUGCGAAAGAGCGACGUCUUUGGACGAGGAGGAUAAGCCGAGCUGGGAGUCGACCUGGCGCAGGGAGGACGACGGCUCCGCGGGAUGGGCCGAGAGAAAGCGACGCUCGAUCCCGGAUUCCAACGAUUCUGUGAAGUCCGAUCGCUCGGUCGGAUGGAAUCGUGACAUCUGGGACGAGUCGGGCGACGAAACGAACAGAGAUUCGCUGGGACUCGAAUUGCCUUCUACACCUGUCUGCGAAAGUAACGAUGCAAGGAAACAAGAUUCUCUCGAAAGUGAUAACGUCGGGUCUACGAACUUUGCGAAGAGUCUCGGAACCUCAUCAACGGCUUCGAAUGCGGAAGAACUUCUGGACCCACCGCACACGUGCAAGGGGUUGGACGAGACGCGUGAGGAGAAGCUCCAGGAUCUCGCGGAUGAAUCAUCGAACAACGAGCGCACGAGCGAGGCAAGGGGUCUCCAAGACGACGAAGACGACGAGAGGGCCAAAGAACGGAGGGAGAUAAUUCUCAACGCGGAUUUUUGCGCUUAUCAAUUAACAAGUACGGUACCAUUGCGGGAACGCUGCGAUUCCGAGGAAACCUUAUCGAAAUUGUCAAAUUUAAAUUCAGAUGAUAAAGAUGUGUCGGAGUGCCGCGGCUUUGACAGCGAAAGCGAGGCUUCGGCGCAUUACGAGAGUUGCGGUUCGCCCGAGUUGCAGACCGACGCGGAUCGGCACUACGAAAUUCUCACGUUCAAAACCGACACGUGCUGCGACACGGCGGACAAUCGCCUGUACGAGCCAGUCGAUUGCCAGGAAAUUCGCGGCACGUCCUACGACGGCAGAAGCAUAAACUGCGCGAGGCAGGUUUCCUCGUUGUCGAGAUUACCGGAAACUCCGAGAGGUCUCCUCAGCAAUUCGACGGUGCAGACAACCCCUGUGACAGUCUCCGGUAGCAAUGAAGCGCGCCGCUUGGAGAGAAUUCUUAUCAACGAGGAGACCCUGAACAAGGUAAUCGUUCCCACGGCGUGCGCGGAAAGCGGCACGAAACCUGCGGCGAGAACUCGGAAUCGUUUCGCAAGUGUUAAUCUCCCUGAUGAGACCGCGGCCGUCAACAACCACACGUCUAAACGAAUAAUUCGCGACCAUCAGGUCGAGUGCGCUAAGAAGGACGGUCCUUCAACUAGAAACGUGUUCGUGAAGACGAAGCGCAUGAUCUUCGGCCCGUUCCGUCGCUCGGAAGACCGACCGUCCUCGAGAAAGCAGAGCGACAGCUCCAUCAACGGUCGACCUCCACGUUCGUCGAAAUCCAAGAGCAAGUCGAGAUCGGCGUCGCCGAAAUCGUGCCGGCAGGACGCUCUGUUGCGGGUAUCGUUGUCGCUGCCGUGGCCCCUGCGCUCCGCGUCGAAGAACGGCGAGACACCCUCCGAAAGCGAAUCCAGAAGAGGCUCAGGGAGCAAGGCGGAAGAUGCGACAGCAACGCAGGAGAAAAUCUCACCACGCGAAGAGAGCAGCGUGGAAAGUAAGAGACUAAACAGACAGCCAAGUAAUAAAGAAUCACCGCCAAUCUCUGAGCAACUAGAGAAAUCAAAGCCAACGAUGCUCGAGCGGAAUGAAAGCGCACGUCGAGUACGAGACGAGCUUAAACGCAAUCAAACGCGAGAUGAUGAUGAUGAUGAUGACGAACACGACCAAGUCAAGAGUAGUCAGGUGCAAUUUGAAGGGAGGCGUGACCCGGGGCGAAACCGCAGUCAGAGACGAGAGGAAGUCCGGCGAGAGGAGAUGAAGUUCGGAAACCGGAAGCAGGAGGACGAGGCAAGGCGGCAAGACGAGAAUCACGCGCGAUACGACGCGGUACCGUCCGACCUGAUGCACAAGCUCAGGAUACUCUCGGACGCCGCGGCGAAGAGGGAAGGUCGAGCGACAGAAUCCUCCGCGGCGAUCACCAGUUUGGAGUCGCGCUCCUCCAGGAUACGGCGCGCCAAGGAGAGCUUCCUGUCGCGGCGGGGCGGUCCCUUCUGCCGCUCGACGAUGGAACUGACGGACGUCAAUUUCGAAGAUCCCUGGAGACGAACGUCAACAACUCGGAUAGACAAAUCGGGUUCGCACGAGGUCGUAGCGGCCACUUCGAAUUCGGAAGGCGCGAGAAAUUGUACGAAAGCGACGACGUUGAGAACCGUGGAAAACGAAGUCGCGUCCCUUGUCCCAGGCGAGGAGAUCAAGAUCGACGAUCAGGCUCGCCGGGAAGGAGAUCAGGCGGUCGACGUUGCCGACGUUCGAGCGGAUUCCCUGGUGAAGUCGGCGAGCGCCGGCAUGAUCAACGUGGAUCCCGACGCGUUCGAUCGGCUGGGCACGGUCGAUCGCGGGUGCGAGUCUCUGCCGAGGGCGAUUGCGAAGCGCCGCGACUCCACCUCGAGCCCGCUGGCGAAGAUCGUCGGCAAACUGAAGCUUUCGCGGUUGAUCCGCGCCCGGAACGUCGACGGCGGCGGCGGCGGCGGCGGCGGCGGCAGCAUGAGCACGAUCACGACGUUGUGCAGGCAGAGUCUGUUGAUCGAUAUGCGAAACGAUCGCGGAAAUCGACGAGGUAACGAUGAAGAGGAGACUGGGAAUGGUCCGGAGGAUGAUACCGAUGACGACGAUUAUUCGGAUGGAUCUUCAAAAACGAUUCACGAAUGAAUCCGUUUCUCUAAGAAUCGAGAGAUUAUUUAUGCCAUAUUCCAGAUGUCUGUGAAUUUUUUAAAAGCUCUUUCUUAGGUUUGCUUUGACCUUAUAACAAUGACAAGUAAUCUACAAGCUAAUUAGAAAGUAACAUGUAAUUAAAUGUCUUAAAAGUUGCAUUUGUUAAUUAAAUCGUGUUUGCUACAAUAGAGAGAAUAAUACGUUUAAUUUUAUGAUUAUGAUAUGUCGUUAAUUGACUAAUAGUUAAAAAAAAAACUAAAAUACAAAGCACACAUUGUCGUGAUGUCUAAGUUUCGUGCUUUUAUUUUAUUUAUAAAUUCUUCCUCCAAUUGGAAUUGAAUUUAGUUAACUUAUUUAUUAACAAAACGUUAAAAAAGCUCGGAUUAACGUAAAUAAAACGUGAAUUAAACCUCUUGGGAGUUGACAAGUAACAAAAUACAAUUUUACAUAUUCGUAACGACUAUUUAUAACAAAAUAUUUAAAAUAAAGGGCAAGAUAUAGCUUCGCAGCAAAGUUAUUAUAAUAUAGUCUAUUUCUGUAUCAGUAUCAGUUAUCAGUAUCAGUUAAAAAUUCAUUUAAUCUCAACACGAUUAAUUCUGCGAUUAAACUCAAGUUUUUGAAAGAA